AGUACUGCCUGCACUGCUCAGCUGCAUGCUCCUAACAGAUUGUUGUCUGAGGCGAGAAGGCAGCAGGCCAUGCAUGAAUCCACAGCUACCCUCGAGGAGAUAAUGGUGUCCAGUCACUCCUAGGAACUGGAGAGAGAGUUCAGCUGUGCAUGUUUUCACUGCCUGACACAGUCUUUCCUUGAAAAGUGAAAGUGCUGAGACUUGUCUUUACUUGCUCCUGUAGCAGCUUCAGACUUUUUGAUUCAUCUCAGCUCCUCUUGUUUUUUUUUUUUUGUUUUUUUUCUUCCCCCCAAACAUGGGUUGUUCUUCCUCCAGUGCACAGACUGUGGACCAAGAGAAGAGACCAGGUACAAAACCUGAAGAGACCAAUGGAAGCACAGUUGCAAUCAAAAAUGGGCACAUUGCAGAAGACGCACAGACCAUCGAGGACCAGAUGCAGCUGCCGGUGCAGACGGCCAUACCCAACGGUCUUCAGCCAGGGGCCGACGAUGAGAAAGAGGUCGUUCUAAUGGCCCUGGAGGCCAAAGAAGACCUUGUAGCUGAUGUUGUAGCGGCCCCUGAACCUGAGCCUGAAGCUGCUGCGCCUGAAGAGCCGCCUCCAGAAGCUGCAGCCUCCGCUCCAGGAGGAGACCCGGCUGAGCCCGAAGCUGCUGAAGCAGCAGUGGAGGAAGCGGCCCCUGUAGAAACUGUAGCCGAGGAGGAGGCCCCUCCGGAGGUCGUGGCCCUCGAUGAGGCCCCCGCUGUUGAAUGUGUUGAAGCAGUGGAAGCAGAGGCCAGUGUUGUUGCUGAACCUGUGGUACCAGAAGCGGUAGAGACCCCAGAAGCUGAGGAGAAGGCCCAAACUGAGCCCGUUCAAGUUUCCGAGGAAGUGAAGACUGAAGCGCCAGCAGCAGUAGUAGCUGUGGAAGCAGUCGCCGAGGUCCCAACAGAAGUAGCCGAGGUCGUCCAGGCUCCAGCAGAAGCGGCUCCAGCAGAAGCGGCUCCAGAGGCAUCCACAGAAGUAGCUGAAGCUGUCCAAGCUCCUGCAGAAGCGGCUCCAGAGGUUCCCGCAGUCGCCGAGGCUGUUGAAGCUCCUGCAGAAGCGGCUCCAGAGGUUCCCGCAGUCGCCGAGGCUGUUCAAGCUCCUGUAGAAGCGGCUGCUGAGGCCUCCACAGAAGUGGCCGAGGCUGUGCAAGCCACUGUGGAAGUGGCUGCUGAGACACCAGCAGAAGAAGCCGCCGCGCUGGUGGAGGCAGAGGGUCCAACUGACAAAUCUGCAACAGAGGCUGCCUCAGCUCCAAGUGAGGAAGUCGCUCCAGAUCAGGUUUCAGCACCGAGUGAAGCCGCAGCACCAUCCGAACCCUCGGUGCCUGCUGAACCUGCAGCGUCGGUCAUAGACACAGCCAUUGCUGCGGCGACUAUUCCAGACAUGCCUCUGAUACCUCCAGCCACAGCGGAGGCCCAGGCUGAGUCCCAGCCUGCCGCUGAGGCAGCAGCAGCAGCAGCAGCAGCAGCAGCCCCCUCCACAGCUCCAGAAGCUGCCGCCCAGCAGCUCCAGACCGCGGAGGAGCCAGCGACUGUCCCAGCAGCCUCAGCAGCACCUGAACCUUCACCUGACGUGGUCCCAGUGAAGGCGGCCUCGCAGGAUACCGAGAGCGAGAAAGCCAAAAAGGAGGAUUGAGUUGCAAAAAGGGAUUCUCCAAAAAAAACUAAACCCCAAAGACGACUGGAUACAAAACGAGAUGAAGCAAGAAAAAAAGGAAAGAACACUAAAUUUUCUGUAUUUUCUACCCAGCACUCACCAAACUUUACACCAGAUACAUUAAAUCCACGUGCCUUAAUAACUUAUCUUUUAGGAAAAACCUGGACUUUUCCUACAUUUGUAUAUAACCCCAUUCUGGAGGAGGAGUCUUCAAUAUUGAGACAUAAAGUGCCUGGAGCCUCAUACUACACAUGUAGGCUUUUUAGAAAAUGUUUUCAUUUUUAGAUGGAACUGCUUCAAAAACAAACAAACAGGUAAUGUGUGUCAAGAGGGUGCAAUACUCUGUGAAAUCUAUGAACUCUUGAGCGAGUGGAGUAUGUUUGAAAUGCAGGGAAGGAUGCUUGUAGUGAAUCUUUGAUUAUUUAAAGUAGCUGCUUCUGAGGAAAACAAGCCAAACACAACUGUGAAUAAAAUUAUGCAAAGAGGUUAAAGUGACAGAAAUACCAAAACCAAACGGGCGAAUAGCUCGGCUGGGGUCACUUCAGCUUUUUUAAUUGUUCUUCUUUUAUCUAUAUGAAACUGAUGUUUGAAGCUCAUGUCAUAUAAAAAAAAAAAAAGAAAGAAAAUGUACAUUUUGUUUACACAUUUUAUAACUACAGUGUUUUCUAACGAAACUCAUCUUGUUAAUGGGAAUGACAGUAAUACGUGUUGAAUGACACAAGGUUUGAUUUUUAGAUACUUUGUUGUUUUACAUGUAGAGAAUCAGUCAUCCGAUGUGUUUUGAGUUGUCUUAAGGACUUAAAGAUGAUCACAUGUCUAUGCAAAGGCUUAGUGCUGACGAGAUAAUUCAUCCGGUUUGAGGACGAUGUAAUUGUACCGUCGCCUAUCUGUUUUCUGAAUCUUCCCUUCAGCUGUCAGGUGUUCCUGAAACUCUCAAAGAUGUUUGGCGUCACAGCACCAUGCUGCACGCUCCUUUACUGCAUUACGUACAUGUGUGGCACAGUAUGACUUCUUAGAUGAUUCUGUUAAAGGAUAGAGGACCUAGAAAAUGACUUUAGUUUCCUAAAAUGUGAUGGAUGACAUGGGAAAACUUUCUUUUUAUUUGUUUCUUUCCAUCUGUUUCUCUGUAACUUGUUCAAUCUUUGAAAUUUGUCUAUGACUCUGCUAACCUCUUAGUGUACAGAAUAAAGUUUUACCCACUA
Molecule: messenger RNA, 2883 nt
Organism: Salarias fasciatus (jewelled blenny)
Lineage: Eukaryota; Metazoa; Chordata; Actinopteri; Blenniiformes; Blenniidae
Product: fibrous sheath CABYR-binding protein-like
Exons: 4
Coding region: 296-1660 (454 amino acids)
Source: RefSeq, a predicted model, not a curated record